Messenger RNA from Pseudocercospora fijiensis CIRAD86, 2322 nucleotides. RefSeq lists its product as uncharacterized. Lineage: Eukaryota; Fungi; Ascomycota; Dothideomycetes; Mycosphaerellales; Mycosphaerellaceae. Gene Ontology annotation, cellular component: early endosome; fungal-type vacuole membrane; late endosome. The record is from RefSeq and is a predicted model, not a curated record. Gene Ontology annotation, biological process: sodium ion transport; proton transmembrane transport; vacuolar acidification. The coding region runs from base 1 to 2322 and encodes 773 amino acids. Gene Ontology annotation, molecular function: sodium:proton antiporter activity. The transcript has 6 exons.
AUGCCACCAGGCAACGCAAGCUUGAUCAACCACAGCAACAGCAACAGCAACCACGACGACCACCCGGCGAUAAAGCAGCUUCGAUCGCUUCCGCCUCCGCCUCCGCCUCCGCCUCCGCCUCCGCCCCCGCCUCCAAUCGCGCACCACCCCAUACUGUACUUUCCUCGCUCUCCGCAAUCCAUCGCAGUCGCAGCCGAACCAGCACCAGCUACCAGUAUGGGUUUCUCCCACUUCGUCGCGCGCAAUGCCAUACAGCUGGCUGCGCGACAGACAUCCGACUCAGACGACGAAGAAGACCCUGAAGCAGGGCAGAAGGAAAUAUACUCGUCAUGGGCACUCUUGAUCCUGAUCUGUCUGCUGGUCCUGGCCUUUUUCACCAGUUACUUCCUCAGAAGCAGAAAGAUCCAGGCCGUGCACGAGACUGUCGUGUCAAUCUUCGCGGGAAUGGUCAUUGGACUUAUCCUCCGUUUGACGAGCGUGAACAGCGUGCUGGACGUCGUCACCUUCGACUACCAGUUCUUCUUCAACCUGCUACUGCCGCCCAUCAUUCUGGCCAGCGGAUAUGAGUUGCACCAAGGAAACUUCUUCCGCAACAUCGGCAGUAUUCUGACCUUCGCCUUUGCCGGAACCUUUAUAUCUGCGCUUGUACUCGGGAUAAUUCUCUGGUUAUGGACGCGCAUACCUCUGGAGGGUCUGGAUAUUUCUUUCGUCGAUGCUAUGUCUGUUGGCGCAACACUCUCAGCUACCGAUCCUGUGACGAUCCUGGCAAUAUUCAAUACCUACAAAGUCGAUCCGAAGCUCUACACUGUCAUAUUCGGCGAGAGCAUUUUGAACGAUGCCAUUGCUAUCGUGCUGUUCGAAACGGCGCAGAAGUACAAGGCGGGAGAAGAAGCUGGAAAGCUCACCAUACUCAGCUUGUUCGAAAGUAUUGGAGUCUUCUUGCUGGUCUUCUUUGGCAGUUUGGCGCUUGGGCUCGUGAUAGGACUCGGCACAAGUUUGCUACUGAAGUUCACCCACGUUCGGCGCGAUCCGAAGAUUGAAAGCUGUCUGGUCUUCUUGAUCGCAUAUGCUUCGUAUUUCUUUGCUAAUGCUAUUCAUAUGAGUGGUACGUCGUUCAAACAUGGUAUCGUGUCUCUACUUUUCUGCGGUAUCUGCCUCAAGCACUACGCCUACCACAAUAUGUCGCGCCGAACACAACUGACGACCAAAUUUACCUUCUCACUCAUGGCGCAGCUGACCGAGAAUUUCAUCUUCAUCUACUUGGGAUUAUCGCUCUUCACCGAACGAACGCUCGAGUACAAGCCACUAUUCAUCCUCGUCACCCUGAUAGGCAUCUGCGUGGCACGAUGGUGUGCGGUGUUCCCGUUGAGCGCAGCAAUCAAUUGGUUCAUCAGAUACAGAGCGAGGCGAAGAGGGCAAGAGACGUUGGCAGAAGAAAUACCAAACAAUUGGAAGAUCAUGCUUUUCUGGGCUGGUCUAAGAGGAGCUGUCGGUGUUGCACUUGCCGCCGGUCUGAGCGGCAAAGAUGGCGCUGCACUGCGAGCCACAGUGCUCGUCACGGUCGUAUUGACCGUAAUCAUCUUCGGUGGCACAACAGCACGCAUGUUAGAAAUUCUUAAUAUUCGCACAGGGGUGGUGGAAGAAAUAGACAGCGAUGACGAGUUUGACAUCGAACCUGUGCCGCAAGGCGGAUAUGCAAGAAGGAAUGGUGCUGCAUUUGGACACACCCCGAAAAGCAGCAGCGUCGGUGUGGGUAAUGGCGGGAUUGGCCUGGGAAAUGUUGGUCGUCACCGGAGCAGAGCUGACACAUCGAGCUACAGUGGUGGCGGAGGACACACAAGCACUCCGCCUGGACUUGAUCGAAGGAACAGCUCACGCGUGAGGCGGGAUGAUCAGCAAAGCCAAGCAGAGCAAGGAUUGCUGGUGCAAGAAGAUGAGAGCACAGUGAGUGACGAUGACCUCGACCUACCACCUGAUGCGAGACGGGGAACACCAUCGAGGAAUAUCGACAACCCAUAUCCCGAAAGCGGCAGUACACAGCACAGCGAAGGCGGUCGACUUGCUGCCCUGAACCCCAGAGCCGCUUUCACGCAGAUCCUGAAUGCAACAACGCAAGAUGCAGGGGAUUUGUUCAACCGUCUCGACGAGCACUUUCUCAAACCACAUCUGCUACUUGAUCCUGGCGGCACUUCAUCGUCCAGCAGGCAUAAUGGCGGGCAUGGAGAUCAGAGCUCGUCAAAGAGAUGGGAUCAUGAUCAUGUGUACUUGGAUUGGAUCGUCUCAAACACUUUCCACACACACCUCAAUGCCUCAUUGCACUAA